Molecule: messenger RNA, 2221 nt
Organism: Oryzias latipes (Japanese medaka)
Lineage: Eukaryota; Metazoa; Chordata; Actinopteri; Beloniformes; Adrianichthyidae
Source: RefSeq, a predicted model, not a curated record
CCAAGCUGCGUUAUGUAAGGGACGCACAGUUUCUCCUCUUGAUGGAAGUUAGUAAAGUUUUGACUGCGCGCUCACUACUGUGGACAAGCGGGGAUGGUUUCAGCCGUGUGUCUGCAGGUCAGAGUGGAAGAAUUUUUAAGGGAAUUAGAUUCCAAUAAAAACGUAAUCUUAAACUAAAGACCCAGAAGCGCCCUGGGUUACUUUUUAACUUCAAACGUUGAGGGCGGAAUGUUAGAAAUAAGUCUGUAGGUUUCCAGAGCAGCGGGACGCGCGGACGGACAUGGGCGCAGGGACGAGCAGAGGGAAAAAAGUCGCACCUGCGUCUGAAACCGAGGUGAAGGUGACCAAAACGGAGGCCGGAAUCUCCUACGCCAAGACGGACAGGAGUCCACUGCCGUCCCGAAAGAUUCUGAACGUUUUGCGCAAUAAGGAUCAGACUCAGAGCUGUGCGCAACGGCGCAGCGAAGGGCACGACUUGGAGGACUUUUCCGCGGAGGAUGAUGAAGAGUUGAGCACUGUCCUGGCGGAGGACGACAUUCGAGAAGGGAUUUUUGACAAGAAAACUAGUCCUAAGAAGUCUUUCAUCAGAUCCAAAACAUAUGGACUUUGUCACUUUGGUCAGGAGGACACUGGAGAAGAUAUCAGCUCCGCUUCUCAGCCUCGAGCGGCCGGAAGAGCUGCGCCACGUGUCUCACACAGUGUGUCAAAGGAUGUAAACAAAGACUCCACUCUGCAUGAUAACGUCUUGCAAAAGGAAGGCUUGUUUGAAGUUGUUUCCACAUCAGAAAGACAACUGGCUCUGAACAGCUGCCAUCAUUCUUCUCAGCCAAUGCCAGCUGUGCUGUAUGAUGGAUCAGAAGAAGAGCUGAUGGACACUAUUGAGAGAGAGUUCAGUUGAUCAUUCUCUCUAGAAAUAAAGCAACUUAUUGUUUCUUUUCUGUGUUUAUUGGAGAUAUAGUUUGAACAUUUUUAUUUAACCUUUAUUUUACUUGGAGGAUCAGUUGAACAGUUUCUCAUAGACAUUGUUGACAUGCAAAUGUUAUGGUAUAAGGGUCAUUCCACAAUUGGGGGACAUUUGGACUUCCAUUCUGAUUCUCUGCUGUAUAUAUUCAGCAAUAAUAAACUAUCACAGGCUAUAUUUGCUCAGCUUAAAGAUCAGUUGUGCAAUUUUUAUUACAUUUAAGGGUUACGUAACUUGGUGCAACCCUGUUACCAAUUUUUGCAGGUAUAACAGGGUUGCAAAUCUGUACUAAUAUUAGCUCAGGAGUAGAAGCUACUUGUUUAUCUAGCUGUUACCGAUGACCAAGAGGACAAACUUAUGUUCAUAAGAAAAUAAUUUAGGAAUUGUUUUAUUCUGAAGAAAUGAUGUGUAACAGGGUUGCAUGGGGGAAGGGUGAGACAUUCAUGUUGUAAAAAUAUGGCAAAUAGAAAAGAGAUUAUGCCUUUUCUCUACCCAUUCUUUUGGAAAACUGUUUGAUGAUGUCAUGUCCAGCAUAUUAUGUGACUCUGCUACAUUCUUAUUCUGCCAUGAUCAAAAGGUCAUGGCAGCAGAGUUGCAUGCAUGUUGUGGGAUACACGAUCCGUUGGUAAUUAUUAUUUUUUUAAAUAUUGUAUUUAUUAAAACAGAUUCUCCCAAAGUUAAAGAGACAGCUGUGAAACAAUUAAUACAAUAAAAAUAACUUUUUCUAUUUAAGAUUUAUUUUCGGACAUGGAGGAAAAUUUUAGGGGGAAUUCAGAGUUAUUUGGUAUUUUUAAAACUAUUUUCAAGCAUUUCUUUUUCUUAUUUUUUCUAUUUGGUCUCAAGACAAGUAAAUUUAAUCAGAAGCUACAUGUUUUAAUGUUUUGUGUGUGGAUUGUUUGAAAUAUGGUGGAUGGUACGUCAAAUGUCCUCCAAUUCUGGAAUGACCCAAAAAGUGUUUACCUCUGUAUUCUUACAAAUUUCUCUGCUCAUUUUAAACCACUUGUUGAAGCUGGAUGAAACUUCUCCAUCGCUCAUUAUGAGGAAAGCUUUUCAACUUCAUGCAAAGAUAAAUUUGAAGACGACUCAUAAUCAAUGAGCAAUAAUUGAUACCCUCAAGAGUUUUACCUUAGGUGCACACUCUUGAGAAUGACCUUUGACUUAAGGUUUUUUUAUAUAUUUAAAAUAUUUUUGUAAUAAUGUGACACUUUGUCAGACGCCUCUUUAUUUACCUGCUACAAUAAAGAAAUGUUGCAUAAACCA